AUGAAUGAUUUGAUUGCAAAUAUCAUUGACGAGACAGCAGAACAAAUCAGACUGUUUCUCAAUCUUGACAAACUUAGUUCCUCGGCUAUUGUUGAUGAAAUAAAGAACGAAAAUGAUCUUUUAGCCAAAAUUGGAAAAUUUAUGAAACUUGUUAUUGAUAGAAUAUCAUUUUCAAAAGAUCCAGUCAAAUAUUACAACUCUAUGUGUGCUAAUAUUAUGGGUGGAGUACGAAAAAUUUUACCGAAUGCACCUGAAACAGUUCAAGAAUUUUCAGACUGGCUACCCGCGCAAUUAGAACAACACAAACUUGAAAUUAGAAUCAUGAAAAAGAAACUUCGAAAGUGCCAAGAGGCUUUAAUCGAAACUAAAAACUCAAUAGCAAAACAAGCUUAUGAAAGCACCGAAAAGUCAAAAGAUCUUGAACAGCAACUUAAACACCUUAAAAAAGAAAACAAGCAAUUAAAGGAAAGAUACAUGGAUCGCGAAGACUUUCUGCAAUACCACAAAUCUCAAGUAUCUAUUGCAGAAUCAAAACAACAACGAGCAGAACAGUCUUCUUUUGAACUUCAAAAGAAUAACUAUGACUUAAAACUCAAGCUUUUCGAUUUACAAUCCACAAUUGAUGCUUUAAAGCGUGAAAACUCGGAGUUGAAGAAGCAAAUCAGAUCCACAUCAGAGCAAAAUCAAUAUGAUAUACUUGAAAGAAACGAAUUACUAUACCAAAUAGAUUGUUACCAUGUUGAUGCAAUGAAGAUCGAAAAGCUCCAGAAUUUACCAUGCAAAUGCUUUGAGCACGGUAAGAACUGGACAAAAGCACACAAACAACUCCAUAGAGAACUUUACCAACUCGAACAAGAAAACGAAGAAUUGAAAGCACGACUUUCUGAUGUAAUUGCCGAAAAUAAUACACUUAAAUAUGUAGGAAAUAAGCAUAAUAAGAAGGUGAAACAAGAAAAAACUCAAAAGGAAAAUGUUGAACAAACUCAAACAAAAUGUUGCUCUUGUUGCAAAUGUAAAUGCCACUAUUUAGAUGUUAAUUCUCUCAAAAAGAGAUUUGAUGACUUAGAAAGCGAUGUUGAAGAGCUCAGAAAAGAAAUUGACGGAAAAUAA
Molecule: messenger RNA, 1110 nt
Organism: Trichomonas vaginalis G3
Lineage: Eukaryota; Parabasalia; Trichomonadida; Trichomonadidae
Exons: 1
Coding region: 1-1110 (369 amino acids)
Source: RefSeq, a predicted model, not a curated record